Thermochaetoides thermophila DSM 1495 is the source of this 516-nucleotide messenger RNA. Its product is annotated as putative heme binding protein. Bases 1 to 516 code for a protein of 171 amino acids. NCBI's taxonomy places the organism in Eukaryota, Fungi, Ascomycota, Sordariomycetes, Sordariales, Chaetomiaceae. The record is from RefSeq and is a predicted model, not a curated record. Gene Ontology annotation, cellular component: endomembrane system; membrane. The transcript has 2 exons.
AUGGAUUACGUCCAGCAGCGACUCUCUCAACUUGCCUCUAACCCAAGCACCUCUUCCAGCACAUUCUUUACUCCUCUCAACGGACUUCUUCUCGCCCUGCUUCUAUACACAUCUUACCUCUUCUUGAAGCCACGCCCAACCCCACAAUGGCCCAAAGCUCCUCCUGCAACUGUCUUUCGCACUUUCACCCCACGCACUCUAAUUGAGUACAAUGGCGAGGGCGAUAAGCCGGUGUAUCUGGCCAUCCGUGGCCGCGUUUUCGAUGUCACCCGUGGCAAGAAUUUUUAUGGCCCCGGCGGGCCCUAUUCGAACUUUGCGGGCCGUGAUGCAUCGAGGGGUCUUGCCUGUGGCAGCUUCGAUGAGUCGAUGUUGACUAAGGAUCUGGACGGCCCCCUUGAUACUCUUGAGGAUCUGGGCCCCGAAGAGCUUGAGACUCUGCGCGGCUGGGAAGAAAGGUUUGAGGAGAAGUAUUUGGUUGUUGGGAGGCUCGUGGCCUGCGGGGAGGAGAACAAGUAG